Molecule: messenger RNA, 3827 nt
Organism: Bufo gargarizans (Asiatic toad)
Lineage: Eukaryota; Metazoa; Chordata; Amphibia; Anura; Bufonidae
Gene: NT5DC2
Product: 5'-nucleotidase domain containing 2
Exons: 15
Coding region: 52-1704 (550 amino acids)
Molecular function (GO): 5'-nucleotidase activity
Source: RefSeq, a predicted model, not a curated record
ACAGGGGGCGCAUGGCUUUCCCCGGCUGCGGACAGAUUACUGCAGCACACAAUGUCUGCGCUGUGUGCUUGUGCUCGGGGGAGGUCGGGUUUUUCGGGGCGCAGUCGGGUGUUAUGUGCCCAGCUUAGUACCCCCCCUCACCAGGAGCAGCAGGCUGGCACCGAAUGUGGCACAACCCCAGUGGACCUUAGUGCCCCGGAGAAAGUGGAUAACAGAGCCCAGCUGUGGAGCCGCUACCAUGAGAUGAAGAAGCUGGUGUACGAUCUUCUCCCUCCCGGUGUAUGCAAUCUGCUGACUCCAGCAACCAUAUGCGCCAACAAUGAGAUCUGUCUGGGAGACAUUGAGAUCUAUGGAUUUGAUUAUGAUUAUACUCUGGCGCAGUAUUCAGAUAUGUUACAUAAGAAGAUAUUCACUACCGCCAGGGACAUCUUGAUACAACAGUACAAGUAUCCAGAAGGAAUUAGGAAGUAUGAUUAUAUCCCAGGCUUUGCAAUAAGAGGUCUUCACUAUGACAUAGAGAAGAAUCUACUAAUGAAGGUUGAUGCUUUCCAUUAUAUCCAGCUGGGGACUGCAUACAGAGGUCUCAAGCCUGUCCCUGACGAGGAAGUCCUAGAUUUAUAUGGUGGCACACCGCAUAUCCCACUUAUUGAGAUGAGCGACUUUUAUGGAAAGGGACCCACAAUGAAACAGUUCAUGGACAUUUUCUCUCUACCUGAGAUGACUCUGAUUUCCUGUGUUACUGAUUUCUUCAUCAGCAAUGGUAUUGAUUUUGACCCAGUUCAUCUCUAUAAAGAUACAACAGAUGCAAUUCGUGAUGUCCAUGUUAAAGGAAUGUUGUAUGAUUGGAUUGAGAAGGAUAUGGAGCACUACAUCCUUCACGGGGAGGAAGUCUUUGCUGUUCUUAAUAGGCUGGUAAAACACAAUAAGAAACUUUUUCUCAUCACCAACAGUCCCUUCAGUUUUGUAGAUAAGGGUAUGAAGCACAUGGUGGGAAAGAAGUGGAGAGAUCUCUUUGAUGUGAUUAUAGUACGGGCUGACAAACCUGCAUUCUUCACGGACCGACGCAAGCCAUUUAGGAGACUAGAUGAAAGUGGUUCACUGCAAUGGGACAAGAUCAACAGUUUAGAAAAAGGAAAAAUAUACAAGCAGGGAAACCUGUUUGAUUUCCUGAGAUUAACCGGCUGGAGAGGGUCCAGGGUGCUGUACUUUGGUGAUCACCUUUACAGCGAUCUGGCAGAUCUCAUGAUGCGACACGGCUGGAGAACUGGAGCUAUUGUUCCUGAAUUAGAGAAUGAAAUUCGGAUAAUAAGCACUGAACAGUACAUGCAUUCACUGACCUGGCAGCAAGCAGUGACUGGGCUGCUGGAGCGGAUGCAGAUUUAUCAAGAUGCUGAGUCCAAGCAAGUUCUUAUGGAGUGGAUGAAAGAGCGUCAAGAAUUAAGGUCUGUUACGAAGAACCUAUUUAAUCCCCAGUUUGGUAGCAUUUUUAGAACUUACCACAACCCAACAUACUUCUCCAGAAGACUGAUCAGAUUCUCAGACAUCUACAUGGCUUCCAUCAGUUGCCUAUUAAAUUAUGAUCUCAACUUCACGUUUUAUCCACGACGUACCCCACUGCAGCAUGAGGCACCAUUAUGGAUGGAUCAGCUUUGCACUGGCUGCAUGAAGGCUCCUUUCCUGGAUGAGAUGGGUCAUAUCCGAUAAUGGUCUCCAAGAAUUUACCAGCUAUAACAGGAGUUUGCAAGAACCAUGAAUCAAAUCCAGAGUGUUCCAUAACUUAUUAUAGACCUAUCAAGGAAGUCAUGCUGCCCAAGUGUGGCUUGUCGCAACAGACCCUGGCUUUAAGGUCAGGUUCACGUGUAGUGGUGAUAAGAGGAACUGCAACACCACUAUAACUAGAAAGUGUAUUAAUCCAUGUAGUUUUGCUUCUGCAAUGAACAGCUGUAGAUUCUUCCUAUGGAAGCCUCUGUAGGACUUGUUCCUAUUUUUGCUUUUGGGGGACACUGCGAUUGCUUGCUAAAAAUUCUAUCAUGCUUUAGAAAUCGCACCACACGUCUCAAAAACUGCAAUAAAGCCAAGACAUUUUAGUGCAGCCUAGCACACGUGUCUGUCCUGGACUUUCUAAAAAUUAAAAUAUGAUGCGUGAUUGCAAAUUAUGGCACAUCAAAUAGAUGUGAGCACACAAAACCUAUUGAUUAUUGGUUCCUAGCACAAAAUUAGUAAAUUGUAUGGAAGAUUUAUUCUGUAUGGUGCACAACAUUUUUUGGCCUGAAGACCAUGUUGGACUGCAUCACUGAAAAGGCCCCAAUAAUAUUAUUAGCCCUAUGGUGGAUUUACAUGGGACGAUUCUGCAGACGAUUGUCGGGAAGGAAGCGUUCCUUCCUGACAGUCGGCUGCUCACUCAUUGAAAGAGACUGCUACAUUUACAUGUAGCAAUCUCCUUCACUUGCAAUAGCGAUCCCUCGUCCCCAUGCAGAAUCAUGGUCUCUGAGCAGCAGAUUGCGGUUUAGACCACAUGAUUUGCUCCUCAGAAACUAUGAUCAGUGGUGUCUGCAUGAACGACAGGAUCACCCAAUGAACGAGUGUUUCGCUAGUUCAUACGGUAAUCGGUGGCACAUUUACAGGGGCAGAUUGUCGGGAAUGACUGUUCGCAGGAGCGGUCAUUCCCGAUAAUCUGGACGAUUAUUGGCUCGUGCAAAAACUGCUUUAGGCUAAUUUCACAUCUGCGUUUUUAAUUCAGGCUUUGAGAUUGCAUUUAAUACAUCCUGAUGGCUCAGUGCUUGCAGCGGUUUUGUGUCUGGCCCCAAAAUGCAACUGAACUGAUGCAUCCUGACAAUGAAUGGGGACAAAAAUUAACCAUUUAAUUCAGUUUUUGAGAUCCUCUGCCAGAUCUCAAAACCUGAAUUAAAAACUCAAAUGUGAAAUUGGCCUCUGUAGUUCCCCUGGCAGCAGAUCCACUUGUCACUUAAUUUACAAACUUUGGCUACGGUCCUGACUGCUGAUUUACCAAAUCAUUUUAAGGAUAAGUAGCGGUUAUACUUGCCAUAUAAUUCUUAUAGUUCUGUUUUUAGUGCUGCAUACAUCAACAGACGUGGAUAUAUUUGUUAUCACUGUAGCAAAGUGUUCAAGAACCGCUGCUGAUCAAAUUGUAUGUGUCUGUGCGGUUGUGGAGGAGGCAGCUAUUUCUCCUGCCUACUGCUUUUACUGUUCCUGGGGCUUACAGUCUACCAGGCCACAUAAGGCAACUGCAUAUAAUGUACUCAAGGUAAAGUCAAAGAGGGAUGGCUGAGAGGUUUCAGGUAUUGUUUUAGGUGGGACCGGCCAACUAUCUAAUGUAUAUGGAAAUGUCCUAACCUUUCCAUGAGAUGUUGGGUAAGAAGAAUCAGGCUGUUGGGCUUUAGCAUGUACGAUCCUAUUCUUCUCGGGGGCUAUAAUCCACAACCAGAGGUGUCUGACAAUGGCUUACUCCCCUCUCCCUGUUAAACACAUGCAUGCUCAGCCAAGCUCAGGGUGCAUGUAUGUGGAUAGGUAAAGGGGCAGUUUGGUAGAAAGCUGUCAACUAAGGGUACUUUCGCAUUUGCGUUGUUUGAUUCCGGCAGGCAGUUCAGUUGCCUGAACUGCCUGCCUGAUCAGGCAAACUGUAUGCAAAAGCAUGUCCUUUUUUCUGACUGAGCAAGAUCCUGAAAAGUCAGAAAAAUGCUCGAUCAGUCAGAAAAAUGCAUUGCAAUACUGGAUCCGUUUUUCCGGUGUCAUCAGGCAAAACGGAUCCGGUAUUUUUUUUCUUCUCAUUUUUAAAGGUCUGCGCAUGCGCAGACAGGGAGGACGGA